This is a messenger RNA of Glycine soja, 1980 nucleotides long. RefSeq lists its product as uncharacterized. The record is from RefSeq and is a predicted model, not a curated record. The coding region runs from base 598 to 1533 and encodes 311 amino acids. The transcript is spliced from 2 exons. Gene Ontology annotation, molecular function: zinc ion binding. Lineage: Eukaryota; Viridiplantae; Streptophyta; Magnoliopsida; Fabales; Fabaceae.
ACCCUUAAUGUAACAGUAGGUGGAUUUCUGUUAGAAUUGUCCAAUAAAGACAAAGUAACCCUUUUAUUUCACUGACCCAAAUCAUCUAAUGAUUCAAUUGCACUGAAAAAUAAAAAUCCUUGCCUUUCCCAAUUAGCAUUUUAUUCACCUAACCCAUUUCCUAUUUUAUUUCCCCACUUAAAAUGAUAUUUUUUUCUUCUUCCACUAACCUGUUGAACUGAAGCAAGCCACGCAGGGUUUACCUGGCGUGGGUUGGAUUGAAAGUUGAAACAUAUCCUACUUGAGAUAGUUUGUGGAAUUUAAUAUUUUGAGGUAAACCCCAUCACUUUGCGGCUAUUUGGGGGCUUGUUUCUCUGGAGAGUGAGGUCAUCCAUCUCAUAGGUGACACCCCAAGUUUCCAUUUAUUUUAAAUUGAUUAUUUGUGAGAAUAUCUGCUCAAAUCAGGAAGUGGGUCGUUGCAAGAUAUGUAUUUUCCACCUUUCAUUUGAUCACAUUGUUCAUCCUCUCUAUUUUUUUUUAAAGGAGCGUUUUAGGUGGGGUUUGUACUGUGGCAUUGUUUGAAGUAUCUUUUUAGGUUUUUGGUUGAACGAAUUGUUAAUGGAUCAAAACACAAGCGAGGGAAGAGGUGAGGUAUUGGGUCCGGUUUAUGAAGGGGAAGAUGGAAAUUUGAGUAAUUUGGUUGAAGGGGUUGUAGUUGUAAUUGAUGCUGUAGAUGGGAACAGCUUGGGUGGAAGAGUUAGUAUAAGUGAAGAAGCUGGAACUUCAGGAGAGGUUGGCAAGGAUUUCGGAUCUGAUAUGGAGCUAGAGGAGGGGAUUGAGGAAGUUAAGGAUCAGGACAAUCAUGAUCAAGAAAAUAUCAGUGAUGAUAAAUUGCUCGAGGUUGAUCAGGGAACUAGUUAUAAUUCAAACCAUUUGGUUAAUCAAGUAGUGAUUGAAACUGUGGUUGCAAUUGAGUCUGUUCAGACUAAGUAUGUCACUGAAGAUAAUAGGAAAUUGGAAACAAAAGUUGAUGAAUCGGGGUUGAGCAUGGUAUCCAUGAAAGCACCAGAAGGGGUGUCUGAAACUGAUAAAGAUUCACGUGUGAUUGAUAUAAAGUGCAGCAGCUGCAAAAAGGUUUAUGAGGAUUCUGAAGGUGAAAGGGUUUGUAGGAUUUGCCAUCUGACUUCUGUGCAAUCAUCGGAUGAAACAACUGUUGGCACCGCUAGUAGUGCUACAAGUGCAGACUUGAUUCAGCUUGGUUGUGCUUGUAAAGAUGAGCUAGGCAUUGCACAUGUUCAUUGUGCUGAGGCGUGGUUCAAGCUUAAGGGGAACAGGUUAUGUGAAAUAUGUGGUGAGACUGCAGAAAAUGUUUCGGGUGUUACUAAUUAUGGAUUUAUGGAAAAGUGGAAUGAAAGAAGAUUCAUGGACGACGAUGGCAACUCAUCCCACAGGUUUGGUGGAUGCUGGCGAGGACAGCCAUUUUGUAACUUCUUGAUGGCAUGCCUGGUAAUAGCAUUUGUUCUGCCAUGGUUUUUCCGUGUAAAUAUGUUCUAGCUGGUGAAUCAAGCUCUAUUAUUCUUGCCUUCAAUUCUUCAUACUCGCUGAGUAUAGUGAGUGGCUGAUUGGUUUCUGCUAUACAUGCUAUGAUGCAUCACCGGCCACCACAUUUUAGUGGGAUGUUAAUGCUUAACCACCUGUCCAAGUUGACAUUCUGAGGGUGUGUGCCAUGAAGAUGUGAAGCUUACAUGUAAAGAAAUUACCAGCUCUGGUUGCAUUCUUUGGAGAGUGUGUUGUUCUGAGGUAUAUACAUGCACAGAGAGUAUUUUACAUUUGGUGGCAAUAGAUCUUAUUUGUAAGAGUUAAGUUAGGAGUUUGCUGCAAAACAAACACAAAGUAAAGGUUCCUUACUCAUUUUCACUUAUUUUACUUGUUUUUAGACAAUAUUUUGGUUUUAUUUGGCUCCAUGUCAUCUUAAUAUAGUUUCAAGUAUAAUCGAGUUUA